AAUGUUGAUGAAAUUCAAUAUCCCAUGUUGUGUGUUGUAUGCAUUACUAAGUCUCUAAUAUCACAGUAAAUGUGUUAAACUUUCGGGUCAAAACUACUUACACUCUUGAUUAGAUCCAUGACUAUUCAUUAUUGUGAUUGAACGAAUUUUGCAACAUGACACUACUAAUGAAUGUUAAAUUGUAUAGUCUUUGCAUCAAUCCACCGGAAACCUAAUGUUUUCCAGCAUUCAACCCUUUUUGUUUUGUCUGUUGUUUUGUAAUAUAUACUACCCAUCGCCAUUACUGAAUUCAAAGGGUAGGACAAGUGGAAAUGUCAGAGAAAAAAUCCCCACCUCACAAGGACAAAUCUGCCUUGAGCAAACUUGUACCAAACGAUGGCAAAUUAAACAAAAGGAAAGUUGUGCCUCCAACAUCUCCCACAGAAGAGGAUGCGGAGAAAAAAGCUCAACAACAGGUAAAACGUAAGCGUCUAACUAUGCCAGAAGGAUCACCUGAACAUGUGGGGAUAGGGUCUCCUCGUGGUGCUGGCAGUGUUUCUCGUCUCAAUGUGCCUCUGUCUGAGAGACAACAGAUGGCGCUCUUAAUGAGAAUGCAAGAUGAGUCCACUGUAGGAGAUGCAUCACCCAAGUCUCCUUCUUCAGGAGGUCAGGUUAGCUCUACAAAGCGCACUCCCGCUGACAAGAAAGUCAAUAAAAGAAAUGAGCGUGGAGAGGCUCCCUUACAUAUGGCUGCCAAAAAAGGUGACUAUAAGCAAACAAAGCGUUUGAUAAAAGCUGGAGCCAGUGUCAAUAUGAAAGACUAUGCAGGCUGGACAGCUCUACAUGAAGCAUGUAAUUCUGGCAACUUGCGAGUUGCUCGUUGUUUGCUGAAAGCUGGUGCAGAUGUAAAUGUUCAAGGUUUUGAUGAUGACACCCCAUUACAUGAUGCCUCAAGCAAUGGACAUAAAAAGCUUGUCCAGCUGUUACUUAGCCAUGGGGCCAAUCCCCAUCAACCAAACCUUAAAGGCAAAACUGCCAUAAAUGUGGCUUCCAACAGUGAAAUAGAGGCCCUCUUGAAAGGAACAAGCAGUUACAGUGAUAUUGAAACUGAGGACUCGUCUUCGGAUAGUAAUACUUCUAGUAAAGAUGAUGAUCGCAAUAACCUUGAUGAUGAGUUUAAACCACAUGGUACACCAAAUAAGCAAGACCUUGCUGGUCCACUCCCUUCAAUAUCUUCUACUGUUGGAUGUUCUACCUCUCUUAGUGUGGUAGGAAACUCCUAUGUAAGGCGGCAGCAUGUUCCUCCCUCACCUGAUAAAUUAGCUGCCUCUACUCGGCUGCUUAUGAAAUUACAGACCAAAAAAUCUUCAAAUGUGGACGAUCAACCCAAGACAGAGUGGGAUGUCUUGACGGUUGACCCUGGCUGUGAGGUGUCUUCAGAAAGUGAUUCUAAUUCAUCUAGACUUUUGUUUGAUCGGCAAAAGCCUCCAAAAUUAGAAGACACUAAACUGAUACAGUCAACAUCCCUUCGAAUUGGUAGAGCUCAUGUUAUGGAUGAUGGUUGCCCUGAUUCAACAGUCACACCGCAAGGUGCUUCGGUGUCAACUUUUAUUCCUUUAGAAAGAACUGUUACUGAACCAUUUACGCCACGUGGGAUUGAUAAUUUAACUACUAACAGUGAUGGUGAAGAACUUUGUGAUGUGUUUUCUAGUACUCAAAGCGGUAACCCUAAAACCUCAAAUAUUUUCAAUAGCACAUCUCUCUGCUCAAACUUAAGUCACCCUAGUGACACCAGCAAGCAAAUUUCUCUGCAGACAUGUCAGCCACCUCGGCCGCAGCUACAUUCAUCUCUUUCAGUGCAGCAACAGCAUUCUCAGCAACACAUUCCUGGCCAAAAUGUCACACAUAUAGGGUCUCGGCACAGUUCAAAGUUACCAAAUGCAACACAGACAUUACCCAGCUCAAGUAUUGGCUUGGACCAAUCAGGUGUUUCAUCUUCAUUUCAACCUUCGUCCACAUCAUCACAUUCUCAGCGUAUGGGAACAUCUUGUCAGUUUUCUUUAGUGUCAUCAUCGUCUUCUUUGCCAUCUUCAUCAUUAUCAUCCUCUACAGUAUUGGGCUCUGGAUUACCCCAUCAUCCACUGCACUCUUCAGCAUAUCAGACAGGUCACAGCACAGUUUUAGCUCCCUCCAGCAGUUCACAUGUGUCGUCAGACUCUAGACCAGGGACAGUUCCUACCUCUCUACCAUUCCAACCUUUCUCAGCAAGAGGAAACAAAGGUGGUGGUAGCAUUGUGACUGGUCUAAGUGACAGGGCUAUCGCAGCCUCAGGAAGUGCAGUUGUCUCAUUGGUGUCAACAAUGCCAUCUGCCAGUCACAUCACCUCCAUGGAGCUUAGCAGGGGGGCUCGCUUGGAAGAAAAAUCAGACACUAGCAGCUGUGAUUCUCCCCUUAGGGUUGACCAAGAUGAUUCUAAUCCUGUUUCUUCUGAACAGGGCAGUAGACCUUCAACCCCCAAAGUUCCUCCACUCAAAAUCAUCAUGCCACCCAAAGUUGGUGGGCCUUCUGCUAAUGUUUCAAAACCUUUAACCAAACCAGCACUUCCAUAUGUGGUGAAUCCCAUCACAGAAAGCGAAGGCUGGGAUGUCUCAGAUGAAGGGGAACAAAGAGCAUUACAGAGUUGUUCCCUUACAUCUAAUCAGGAUGGUGGGGAUGUCUCAACUUCUCGACCUUCUUCUAGAUCUGGUGCUGGAGUUUCCUCAUCAGAUGUGAAAAAUGAACAAAAUGCUAGGAAUUUAGACAAUGAUGAGACAGCAUCUCGUGAAAGUGAUCUGCGUGCUGAACAGACAGACGGAUCAGGUGGUAAAUCAGAUGAAGGCAAGGAGAAGAGGCCAACCCGUACACUACGCUCACAUACAGCUAUGAUGCAGCAACAGCAAAAGGCUGAGAGACCCUCAGAAAAAGAAAAAAAUGGUGGUACAGAUGUUAAAGAAGAGGUGGAUAAUUGCAGUACAACACGGUCACAAAAGGGAGAUGAAAUUGCUGCUGAUGACUCAAGUUUCCCACCAAGAAAAAGAAAGUUGCGAAAUAAAACAGAACAGCAGACUCAUUUGGUUUCAACUGGUAACACAACAUCAUCAAAAACAAAUCAACCAUUGGAAAAACCACCAAACCCUUAUGAAACAUAUCUGAAUCUUCGGAGAAGGAUAGCUUCACGGCACCGGACACUUUGUAAUGUUGCACCCAAACCUCCAACUGGUUUUAAAGAUUUUUUAAUGGUCAACUGUACUUAUAUUUUACAAGGCAAUUCUACAAGUACUUUGUCAGUUCCAAUGCUACCUCCACCUAAUCUGGUCACUGAGCCUAUGAGAGAAUUUUUCAUACAACAAGAAAAAGAAAGAUACAGAUUAAGGCUGCAGCAUGUAAUUGAAAGAGAAAAACUGAUGUUGUCCAUUGAACAAGAGAUUCUGAGGGAACAUGGCCGUGCUGCUAGAGCCAUGGCCAAUCAAACAUUACCAUUCAGUGUUUGUACAAUUUUAAGAGAAGAAGAAAUCUAUAACCAGCAGGAAUUAGAACAAGUUGAAGACAGAGAUAAAAAUGUCCGGUCUCGAUACAAUGGUCGGCAGUUUCUUUCUUGGCUACAAGAUGUGGAUGAUAAAUAUGAAAAAAUUAAGCAACUUCUUCUGCUGCGUCACCACCACGAGGCAGAAUCUCUGUAUGCUGUUCAGAAACUAGACUGGGAAUGGAAGCUGAAAGAGUGUGGGCUGUGUGACCACAAAAACACUCCAGUUAUUGAUGACCUCCAUGUACCUAUGGUGACAGUUAGCGAUGAGUUUGAACUCCUACCCAACUCCUAACCCAGGCCUUUUGUUUUCUUCUUGUUGUUGUUUUUUUCUGGUUUGGUUUUCUUGUUGUUUAUCAUCAUGUUAAAACAAUUUUUUCAUGGACUUGUAUUUUAUUCUUUUAGCAGGAAGGGCUUUCAAUGAGAGAUUGUAUUUUUUUGUAGCUGAUGUUGUGUUUGCUUGUAGCAGAUGUUUUGUUUGCUUGUGCAGUGAAUGUAGAAUUUUUUUUUUUUCAUUAAGGAGCUAACUUAGAACUUUUGACACUAUAAGCAAAAUGACUAAAUAAAUGUCAUGUGACCAAAAUAAUAUGCUAGAGCUUUAUAUUUGUUGUUAUAAGCUACACUUUGAGGAUUUACAAUCUAACCUUGCUAGGCCACUUCACACAGUUUUCUUGCAGAACUUAAAAGGAACUAUAUAUGUUGACAAAGUCAUGACUAGUCAUGAGUUUUUGGUAUAUAGAAUUUGGUGGAACCAUAUUGUCAUUUGUAUUUGCUUUAUAGAAUUUGUUUGAUCCACAUCAUUCAGAUUUUGUACAAAUUAAAAAGAUUUGCUUGGAAAAGUGUGAGCGUGUGAUUUACUGUAAUUGCUAACAACAUUAAUUUGGAAAAGGGGGGGGGGUAUACAAGUUGUAAAGACUCCAUUGAAGCUCUAGAUAUUUUCUUUAGACUGACAUUUCUGAGUGAUGGUGUAUGGAUUGAAUUUUUGUUUUAAUGUCAACUAUAUGUAUAAUCUUUUUAUGGGCAUUAGCAGCACUAGUACAGUUCCAAAAGAUGAUAAUGACAAAGGAUAUUGAAACAUAGUUUAUAUUUAAAUCUUAUUAGAGAUGAUUGUUAGCAGUCAUUUAAUUAUUCCUUAUGUGCAUAUUUUAUUGGAAAUCCAGCCAAUUAAUAAAAGUUACUUACAUUAAAAAAAUGUAUAAGCCCAAAUAUGUACACUCUCUAAUUUUAUGAAUGUUGGCUUUUUAGCUACUAGACUAGUCUAAUAAUUGGCUGUAUGUUAUUGAAUUCUAAGCCUUUAGUCUCAACCUAGAUCUGACUCUACCAAUAGCUGAGUUUGACAGCCCUCAUGUUUUAAUCUUGUUUCAUAUUGUUUAUGCUUGUACAUACAUCCUUGACCAAUUAGCCAAAGCUAGAUCUUCUACUUAACCUUUUACCUAUCAGUGAUAUAUUUUCAACUCAAAUUAUUGUCAUUUAGAUAUUUUUUUUUUUUUACAAUGUUGUUGUUGUUAAGGAAAAAAAUUAGGACAAAAAGUUUUUUAAUAUUUGAGAGCAUAAACAGAUGUAUUUAGAAUCAGCAGGAAGACAAUACAUUUUUUUAAAUGUAUUUUUAUUGUAUGUAUAAUGUGUAAUAGACAGUGAUAUUUUUGCUGAACUAGCAGGUGUAAAAGCUAUUUACAAUUAUGAUCUUUUGAAUUGAUUUAAUCUGAAGAAAUUUUUUUGAAGUUCUAAAUAGUCGUAGGUUUUGAAUUUUCCACCAUUUUUUUUUUUUUGUUUUUUUGCUGGAGGUAUUGGCUACAGAAUCUUUAGACCUUAUAUUCAAACAAGCAUACAAGUCCAAUAGAGGCUUCAAAUCAGGGCUUAGUAUCGAAUGUCUCCAAUGAAAAUAAUUUCACAAUGGGUCUGUGUACAUGUUGUAAUAAUAUUUUUUUAAUGAGCAAAUUCCUUGUGUAUGAUUGUAAACAAUUUAGCUAUGUAAGUUGUCAUAAAAAAUGAUGACUUUUAACAAAAGUGUCUAGUGGCUGCAGUCUUGUAACCCAAUGUUCACUCAUGUUCUUGUCUGUCUCUACCAGUUUCACAUUCACCAGUGCUCAUGGCUUUGUUGUUGCCGCCAUUUUUUGUUUUGUUUAUAAUACAAAGAUGUAUAUAAUUUUCAUGAUUUACAUUUUAUAUGUAUAUUUGUGUGAAUGUCUUUGUAUAUAUAUUAUAUAUAUACAUACUUUAUAUUGAAAUAUGUAUAAAUAUAUAAUCUCUAUAUAUUUAUAUAUAUAUCUGAUAUGUAAAGUAGUGGCUUGUUGCUUUGAUUGAUUUACCUCAAAUUUAUAGAUAUAAAAGAAAUAUUUUUCUAUUUAACACGUUGAAAAAAAACAACAAAAAAAAAAUGUUUCAUUCACAAGUCACUCUUUUUCUCUCAUCAUUAGUUGUAUUAUUUGUUUGUUAUCAGGAGUCCUUUUUGUAACAAUUUAUUGUUGAAGUGUUGUAUGAACAUUGUUUUCUAGAUAUUCUCUACACUUGUCUUGGGAGUUUUCAGUAAAAAUCACACUUUUUGCCAUUUUGUCAGUCCCCUUUGUUUUGUUUUCAAAGCAAAUGUGCUACUUUGUUUUCACCCUCUCCCCUUCUUGUCUUACCCUUUCAAAUCACUUCUUUAUCAUCUCUUCAUCAGUAUGGCUCAGUACUUUCUUGUGUGCAUUAGAAAUUAAAAGAUUUGGGAUAAAGUGGAUUUCUUGAGACCAAAAGCUUCUGUUGUUAGUUAAGUGUUUUUAAAUUGUCAUUCAUUUAGUAAUUAUUGUUGUCCAAUUAAUUGGUGGGUUUGUGUGUGUGUGCUGUAUUAUUUGAAAGCACUGUCCCAUUUUGAACUUUAAUUAUUGGUAAUUUUCAUUAAAUAGACAAUAAACUUGUGAUUAAUUUUUUUUUUAAUUUAGAGUUCAUUGCUCAUAGUUCUUCAUGGGAAACAUUAUCAUUAUUAACUUUUUUUUAUUGAUUUUAAAUUUAUCUUUUGUUUAACUUCUUUUAUUGUUUCAAUAAGCUUUAAAAAAAGAACAUUGGAUUUUAAUUUUAAACAUCUUGAAAACUGUCAAUUUCUUUUGGUGUGCUGUAAACAUUAUUAGUAUUAAAACAUGCUCUGCCUAUUAGGGGCAAAAAAUAAGCCUAAAAUGUUUCAUCUGUUUAUUUUGUUUAACCACUUGUGAACUCAGUAGAGCUUGUUUUUUUGUUCAUUAUUAUUAUUUUGCUUUAAUAAUUUUUGAUGAUUUAAAAUCAGUUGUACAAGCUUUUAAAUAGAUUUUCUCAACCAAAUUGUGUGUGCGGUUUCAGUAACUUGAGAGAGUUGUGACCUUCAUUUGUCAUAUGUUUCAUAUCAUUUUGUUAUUAGUUUCCACUGCCAAUUCUGGUUCACCACAUCAUGACAUACAGUGUUGUACAGUGUCAACCAAUGACUUAUGUUUGUGUUAGAUUCUAAUUUUGUUGACUUCUUACUUGAUGUACAGAUUAGUGUGUGAGUGUGUGCAAGGCUUAUUGGAAUAGUCAACAAUUUGAUGUCUCUUUGUUGCUACUAAUUCAAUGUGUCCAGUAAAUCUAGAGUAAACCAAACAAACAAAAAAAUAAAUAUAUUCAUGUGCUUUUAUGUAGAACUUGACUUUCUUUGA
This is a messenger RNA of Biomphalaria glabrata, 7182 nucleotides long. RefSeq names its product ankyrin repeat domain-containing protein 11-like. The transcript is spliced from 14 exons. Gene Ontology annotation, molecular function: protein binding. The coding region runs from base 312 to 3836 and encodes 1174 amino acids. Lineage: Eukaryota; Metazoa; Mollusca; Gastropoda; Planorbidae. The record is from RefSeq and is a predicted model, not a curated record. Gene Ontology annotation, cellular component: nucleoplasm.